Aricia agestis (brown argus) is the source of this 2791-nucleotide messenger RNA. RefSeq lists its product as uncharacterized. The coding region runs from base 319 to 2682 and encodes 787 amino acids. The record is from RefSeq and is a predicted model, not a curated record. The transcript has 4 exons. Gene Ontology annotation, molecular function: protein binding. Lineage: Eukaryota; Metazoa; Arthropoda; Insecta; Lepidoptera; Lycaenidae.
CGGCGACUCGACGUCGGCCGGGGCGGGGAAAGCCGCGUUCGUCACCGCUACUAAUUAAUCCGACGAGCCGGUGCCAAGUUUUCGUCGUACAAUUAAAUUUUUCAACUUUUUGUGUCGAGUGGUGGGUGUUGUGAGUUUAACCGACUGCGCUCGGAAAUGAUUUCCGGAUUUUUUGAAUUCGCGCCGACAGAGAUAUCAACACCACCAUGGAGAACAUCAAAUGUAAAACUUUGAGGCUGGUGGCAGCGUAGGGGAUGAGGAGCGGCGCGGGCGGCGGCGGCGCGGGCGCACGCGGCGCGGGCUGAGCCGGCGCGGGGUAUGUGGGUGUGGCUGGCGCUGGCGCUGGCGGCGGCCGUCUCCGCCGAGUGCCCGCGCCACUGCGAGUGCAAGUGGCGCAGCGGGAAGGAGUCGGCUCUGUGCGCGCGCGCCGGCCUCACGGCGGUGCCCCCGCGCCUCGACCCCACCACGCAGCUGCUCGACCUCACCGAGAACAGGCUGGGCUCCCUCAAGGACGAUGCUUUCGCCUCGGCCGGCCUGCUCAACCUCCAGCGCCUCUACGUCCCCGCGUGUAGCCUGCGGACGAUCAAGCAGUACGCGUUCCGAGCUCUAGUGAAUCUCGUCGAGCUGGACCUGUCGAGGAACCGGCUGGACUACAUCCCGUCGCAGGCCUUUGAGUCCAUCCCCGAGCUGCGCGAACUCCGUCUGAGCAGUAAUCCUAUUGCGAAAAUAAAGGACGACACAUUCGCGACGCUUCCCCACCUCGUCCGUCUCACGCUUAGCUCCUGCAAGAUAUCGGAGAUAGAGCCGAGGGGAUUUUUCGGUCUGGAAGGAUCCCUGGAGUACCUGGAGCUGAGCAAGAAUAAGCUGCAGGUCCUCCACGUGUCAGUGCUGGCUCCCCUCCGGUCGCUGAAGGGCCUCGAGCUGGCCAACAACCCCUGGGACUGCACGUGCGCCCUCCGACCAAUGAGGGACUGGAUGAUUCGGAAGAACGUUCCCGCCACCGUCGUCCCCGACUGCGCGCAGCCCCCGCGCCUGGUGUUGCAGUCGUGGGAUCGCCUGGAUCUAGAAGAUUUUGCGUGUCUGCCCGAAAUCGUGGGCACCACGGAGAAAAUCUACGGUACGGAGGGGGAGGCGGUGACCUUGGUGUGUAGAGUGCAAGGAGUCCCCGCGCCGCGAGUGCGAUGGGUGCGAGCCGGCAGACUGCUAUCCAACACGUCAGGCUUAAAUUCAAUAAAUCCGGGGCGAGCGUUUCUCCUCCGCAGCGAGGGUCACACGAGCAACCUGACCAUAAAAUCAGCGGACGUCCAGGACUCGGGGUCGUACACGUGUGCCGCAGAGAACAGAGCCGGGAAGGCGGAGGUAGUUUUAAGUUUAGUUAUCGAAAAGAAGGCCCAGGGGCGGGGGUUCGGGGGGAAAGCCCUGAUGGCGGGGAUGGCCGUAUCGGCAGUCGUAGUGUUAAGUUCGUGUUUAAUAGGACUUUUUGCGUACGAAACUAGGAAGAAGAGGCAGCUAGAUAGGUGGAACGAGCAGAUGGUCACGUCCAACCACACCGAUAACAGCUACGAGAAAAUAGAAGCCAAUUUAAAAAAUAACGCGGACGUCGCUCGGGUGCUGCCCGCGAUCACGGACGCGACUCGGAAACGAGGCGACUAUAGAAAUGUUCCUUCGCACGAUCCAGAGGAUGACUUCGAGCAUUUAGGAAGAGAAGAGGUGCGGGAACGGAAGGAGUCGCUCUCGCCGCCGGUGGAGCCGAGAUGGCGGAGGAAAGAUCUCGAAACUCGAGAGGUUAUCGGCCGAGCCAGCGACACUGUACAGGAUCUGCACAUACCGCGGCUCAGCGAGUACAGUAUGAGAGGCGAGGAGUCGAUCCAGUACUCGAAGUCGGCGGGGCGGCUGAGCGGUGGAGGCGGGCCCGUGGAGGUGCUGGCCGAGACCAACCGGUACAAUAACAACGCCCGCCCCUACCCCCGUCCCCGUGCCCGCGACCGCCUCGACAACGACCUCUCCGGCAGCGACAGCGAGAAGAACUACCCCGACCUCAUCGAGAUGAGCUCACUCGGCAACGCCCACUUCCGCGCUGAGGUCAAGCACGACCCCUACACCUUCUACACGAUCCCGCGCCGGCGGGACGGCGACAGCCGCAGCCCGCUGCUUGACAGCCGCCGGAACAGCUCCGGCGGAGGCUCCACCGCCUUCCUCGGCGGCCCCGACGAGCGCCGCCCGCCCGCCGGCCGCCGAUCCAGCAGCUUCCUCGACCUGGCCGCGGGCGGCGCGCGCUGGCGGCCCAACCCAAGCCUGCCGGCGUCACCGUCACGGGACCCGGUUCCGUCCGCCACGCCACUGCUCGACCUGUCCGGCCUGCGGGACUACUCCCGAACGGGCCAGCCCUUCGAGGACUACGACUUCCGCGCCUCGCAGCUCGAGAAGUUCCUGGAGGAAUACCGCUGCCUGCGGGAGCAGCUGUCGAGGAUGAAGGAGACGCGGGAGACGCUGCAGCGGACGCGGGCGGUCGAGAGCGAGGAGCUGCGGUCGAUCUUCAAGGGCAAGCCGUCGGUGGCGGUGACGGAGACGUCGUCGGGGGCGCUCGCGGACGCCGCCACGCCGCUGGCGCUCAGCCCCCCGGAGUUCAAGUCGCAGCAGCCGCGCCCCGACUGGCUCACCUCGCUGCUCUACCGAAACUGAUGUUCGUGUAAAUAUUUGUAACUGUCCUAGUGUAAAUGAGCAAUCGAAUUGUUGAUAAGUGAAGUGAUACGUUCAUGUAAUUCUUUUGAAGACGAAAUAAAUUUUUAAG